AUGACGGCUAUAACAAAUACUCGGGCAUGGUCCCGAAUAUGGGAUCCAGGAAGUCGAUUCUUAUCAGUGAAAAAAAGUACGAACGGAUAUGGAAGUGCUUCGAGUUCUCGACACUUUUCGGCUCAGACGGCGAAGAAAUCAUUUUGUUGGAGUAAACCUCGAUCGCAAAAUGCAGCAAUUAAAAGGACAUCUGCCACGACGAAAAGCUUUGCAUCAUGCGGCUUUCUAUUCAUCAACGCCAGCCCCAACGCGAGCACAACUCCCUCGAUGAUGCAAUGUGCUGCUACGGUUGAGAAAUCCCUAUACUCGAAUACGACCGUUCCUGGACGAUCGAUUGCUUCACUCUCCCAGCAAGCAUGGCGUAGGGAAAUACACACGACAAGUCGAAGACGAAGGGGGCCGAUUGCAAGAAGAAAUACGAGCUCUAGUUCGAAUGGAAAAGCCGGGCAAAAGAUUACGCAGAACGAGAAUAAGAAAUCGGCUACACCACCACCAUCUUCGUCGACCGAGAAAUCCGGUCAGGCGAAAGACUCCCCACCUUCCGAGUCUCAUGGAUACCUUCAUCUCCCUCAUCUACCGCAGAUGCCGCAUCGGCCAACUAGAGAGGAGCUUCUCGCAGCAGCAACCGGAUUUUGGUCUCGACUCAAAGUUCGUUUCAAGUGGUUCUCGAUUCGGAGCACGCGACCUUGGAAUAUCGAUGACUGGAGCGCAUUUGCCUCGUGGUUCGUGCUGGGAAACAUUGUCUGGGUCUUUGUUGGAACAACCACAUUCUUUUCCUUGGUUAUAUUCUCCAUCAAUACCGUAUUUGCACAAGAAACCCUGGCAAGAUGGAUAGGAGAUUAUUUAACCCAUUCAGCGGGUAUCAAGGUAGUAUUCGAAUCUGCAGUGGUACCAAAAUGGAAAAAUGGUGUGAUUACGUUCCAUAACGUUUUCAUCUCGAGAAGACCAGGGCAGGAAAAGGCCAAAGUCAAGAAAGGCUCCUCAACGAGCGCGGCCGCCGAAGCUGCUGCGGAAAGACAAACCGACCUGGAAGCGAAAGCCGGAGAAGAAGAGGAAGACACCAACUACACCCAAUUCGAUCUCACCAUCGGAACUGUCAAUGUAACACUAUCAUUCGUCAAGUGGUGGAAUGGAAAAGGGCUACUACGCGAUGUGGAAAUCAAGGGCAUUCGAGGAGUUGUCGAUAGGACUUCAGUGCACUGGGGAAGUGAAUAUGUUGAUCCAAGGACGUUUCGCCAUGAGCACCACCUUGGAGAUUUCGAGAUAGACUCUUUCAAGAUGGAGGAUCUACUGGUUACCAUACACCAGCCGAAAGGCUUUCGACCAUUUUCCGUCAGUGUGUUCUCUUGUGAAUUACCUCAACUACGGAAGCAAUGGCUUUUCUACGACUUUUUAUCAGCCAAUAUGAUGUCAGGAGCAUUCGAUGGCUCGCUUUUCACGAUUCAUCCACGUCAGACACAUGGUCUUGCGGCCGCAAACCAUGACGAGGAGGAGGAGGAAAGGAAUCCGUGGAAGAAGCAAAGCAGAUUGCGUAUAGAUGGUCUGAAGAUUGACCACUUAAAUCGAGGUGUCGACGGGCCCUUUGGUUGGAUCCACGAAGGGAAUGUCGAUAUUGUUGCGGAUGUAAUGAUCCCGGCGGAGACGGAUGACAGCAUUGCGAAGGUUAUGUCUGACUUUUACGACCGUAUGGAGGCAACAGUCACCUCGAACAGAUAUAUGCAUAUUCUCGAGAACAACCCUAGCACCCGAGGACUCAACACACCGGAACGAAAAGCUGCUUACGAAGAAAGAUUGAAGCGCGACGACGACAAACGAUUCAUCGUAAUGGAUCUCCGAGUCCACCUAAACGAUGUCAAAGCAGCGGUUCCGCUCUUCACCCGCGACCUCUCCUACAUCAACCAAGCCCUCGUUCGACCAAUCGUCGCAUAUAUAAACUCUCAAAAGACGUUCAUACCUAUAAACUGUCGAAUCGUAAAACGCGCCAGCGAAUUCGACGGCAGCUGGACCAUCUUUGAUAGCGGACUCAUGGAAGAUCUGUCCGCUGAAACAUACGAAGCAUUCGCCAAAGAUGUAGUAGACACCCAACAGCGAAUGCGGAGGUUACGGAAGGUGGGGUUCUGGUCCAUUUCUCUGGCUAUUCAGGCCUUGUUUAUGGGUAUGGCGGGGAAUAUCGCGUAA
This is a messenger RNA of Glarea lozoyensis ATCC 20868, 2178 nucleotides long. RefSeq lists its product as uncharacterized. Gene Ontology annotation, biological process: mitochondrion inheritance. NCBI's taxonomy places the organism in Eukaryota, Fungi, Ascomycota, Leotiomycetes, Helotiales, Helotiaceae. The transcript is spliced from 2 exons. Bases 1 to 2178 code for a protein of 725 amino acids. Gene Ontology annotation, cellular component: mitochondrial inner membrane. The record is from RefSeq and is a predicted model, not a curated record.